UGUGCUCGUGCAAACAACAGCUCCAUUUCGUUUCAUCAUUUCCGGUCCAUCUGACUGUGCCGCCUUGUGCGCGCGCCCGACCAAAGAUAGGGAAAAGCGAUCGGGCAAUAAUCUCUCUCUCCAUCCCUUGAGACCGUUUCGCCCUCAUCAGCCCCGUUGGGAGGAGCACCAUCAUCAGUCCAGCCACCUCUGUCGCCAUAGCUGUGUCAUAUCACACAGAAUAUAAGAUCGCCCAAAGGAGGCGACCCCUUUGCAAUGAAUGCAAAAACUCCCCUCCUGCCGCGCACCGAGCAGGAGACGCAAUCACGGGUCCAGGCGAUGCAUUCGCGGAGACGAUUCGGGAGGUUCCAUGCUGCCGCUAUAGGCCUCCUGCUUGGCUUGUUCUGGCUCGCGACGACCUGGCAAUGUACCGAUCCGAAUCAUAAUCACGGCGGCGGGGAAGAGACGGCAACCAAGGUGCCGUUGGAGAUACAUAUCAUGUCAAAGUGCCCCGACGCGCGCGACUGUCUGAAGAAACUCAUCAUCCCUACCAUGGCCAACGUUGCUGAAAAAGUCGAUUUUAGAUUGUCUUUUAUCGGAAAGGCGACGGAUGAGGACGACGGUGUCCAAUGUAAACACGGUCAGACCGAAUGUCUGGGGAACAUCCUCGAGCUGUGCGCUGCCGCCGAAUACCCCGAGCCGAAGCGGUACCUCGGUUUCACCAUGUGCCUAUCGCGAGCGUACCAGGAGAUACCCAAGCGAGAAUUGGUGCAGGAUUGCGCUCUCGAGCAUGGGAUCGAUUUCGACCGGCUGAACCACUGUGUGAGCAAGGAUGAUGGAGCAUACGGAAUGGGCCUGCUGAGGGAGAGCGUCAAGAGGAGCGCCGAGCUGAACGUGACCACCAGCUGCACGGUGCGAUUGAAUGACCAAGUGAGGUGUAUCUAUGAUGGGGGGAGGUUCAGGAACUGCGAAGGUGGAUCCAGGCCCGAAGACCUGAUUCGCGAUAUCAACAAGCUCUAUAACGAGGCUAGAGGGUGGACGGAAUGAAGAACCGAGCAAGCUGUUAUACGUCGACUGGCCAUGGCUUUGCAUUGCCACUCCUUGCCGAACUGGAGGACUGCACGUUCCUUGCCUCCUCCUCGACUUCGGCAUCUUCCCGAAUCCGAGUCGUCUUCGAACACCAUAUCAUUCGUUGUCCCCAUUCCAAGAGGGAACGCCAGCGUAGCCUCAAUCAGCUCGCAGCACUAUAUCAGAAACGACCCUUGGAUACAUCGACACUGCACACACUCUCAGCAUUAACCUGAGUU
Westerdykella ornata is the source of this 1286-nucleotide messenger RNA. RefSeq lists its product as uncharacterized. NCBI's taxonomy places the organism in Eukaryota, Fungi, Ascomycota, Dothideomycetes, Pleosporales, Sporormiaceae. The coding region runs from base 256 to 1026 and encodes 256 amino acids. The transcript has 3 exons. Gene Ontology annotation, molecular function: oxidoreductase activity, acting on a sulfur group of donors, disulfide as acceptor. The record is from RefSeq and is a predicted model, not a curated record.